AUGCUGCGGUUCCUGCGCCGGACCUUUGGCCGCCGCUCCAUGCAGCGCUACGCGCGGGGCGCGGCGGGGCGCGGGGCCGCCGGGCUGGGGGACGAGCGUGACGGGGGGCUCCGGGGGGGCCCGGCUGUCGCCGCCGCCUCCUCGGCCCUGCCCGCUGCGCCCGGGGGCAGCGUGUUCCCGGCCGGUGGCGGACCCCUGCUCACGGGUGGCGCGGCCGUGCACAUCUCCGCCGCCGGCGCGGCCAAGGCCACCCUCUACUGCCGCGUCUUCCUGCUCGACGGGACCGAAGUGAGCGUGGACCUGCCGAAACAUGCCAAAGGCCAGGAUUUGUUUGAUCAGAUUGUGUACCACUUGGACCUCGUGGAAACAGAUUACUUUGGCCUCCAGUUCCUCGACUCUGCCCAGGUCGCGCACUGGCUGGAUCAUUCUAAACCUAUAAAGAAGCAGAUGAAAAUUGGACCUGCAUAUGCUUUGCACUUUCGAGUUAAAUACUAUUCUUCAGAACCGAACAACCUUCGAGAAGAGUUUACAAGGUACCUGUUUGUUUUACAACUCAGGCAUGACAUUCUUUCUGGAAAAUUGAAGUGCCCCUAUGAAACAGCUGUGGAACUAGCUGCUCUCUGUCUGCAAGCAGAGCUUGGGGAAUGCGAGCUUCCAGAACACACACCAGAGCUUGUGUCUGAGUUUCGGUUCAUUCCAAAUCAGACAGAAGCAAUGGAAUUUGAUAUCUUCCAGAGAUGGAAAGAGUGCAGGGGAAAGAGCCCUGCCCAGGCGGAACUCUCCUAUCUGAAUAAAGCGAAGUGGCUGGAAAUGUAUGGGGUAGACAUGCACGUUGUCAGGGGAAGAGAUGGCUGUGAAUAUUCUCUUGGACUGACCCCGACAGGCAUAUUAAUCUUUGAAGGAGCUAACAAAAUAGGCUUAUUCUUUUGGCCUAAGAUUACUAAAAUGGAUUUUAAAAAGAGCAAACUGACACUCGUGGUGGUAGAGGAUGAUGAUCAGGGUCGUGAGCAGGAGCACACCUUUGUGUUCCGGUUGGACAGCGCCCGUACCUGCAAGCACCUCUGGAAGUGUGCAGUAGAGCACCACGCCUUCUUCCGCCUGCGCACACCUGGGAAUGGCAAGUCCAGCAGAUCCGACUUCAUCCGGCUGGGCUCCCGCUUCCGGUUCAGUGGGCGGACAGAAUAUCAAGCUACACAUGGCGCCAGGUUGCGAAGGACCAGCACUUUUGAGAGGAAGCCUAGCAAACGUUACCCAUCCCGGAGACAUUCCACGUUCAAAGCAAGCAACCCGGUGAUAGCUGCUCAGCUCUGCUCUAAAACAAAUCCUGAGGUUCAUAAUUACCAGCCUCCGUACCAUCCUAAUGUCCACUCCAGCCAGCCCCGGUGGCACCCUCACUCUCCGAAUGUCAGCUACCCGCUCCCCUCCCCUUUGCUCAGCCCCUCGGACCGGCUGCCUUUUGGCAUUGAGGAGAAUGGGGGCACACCAUUCCCCCCAAAAGCUGCUGGAAGACAUCACCACCAGCACCAGCAUCAUUCCAACUACGGCCUCUCGCUGACUCUGGAGAACAAGGAGGGGCCAUUGAGGUCCCCGAACUCGAGCAGCAAGUCCCUUACCAAACUGAGCCCAGGAGGACCUGCCCUGUUCAGCGAAGCUGCUGCCCAUCUCAAGAAGCUGGAACUAGAGACAGUGAAGGCUGCUGGGCCGUGGCCUGCUCUACACAUCAACAUCAACAAGGCUGAAGAGAAGAAAGUUUCUGAGAAGACCCUGCAGUCCCCACUGCUGCCUUCCCCAGUGGCUGAGCAUGUUAAGUGCAACAUCUUGAAGGCACAGUUGGAGAAUGCUUCCCGGGUGAAUGCUCAGAUUGGAAAAGAGGAACCAACGUUCAUAAAUAUCAGUAAGAAAUCCAGUCUUCAGGAUGCUAACGUGAGAAGUCCUAUCCCAAUACGUGUGGAAACGGCCCAACCAGCUGUGGAAAAACCAGAAAUCAAGCCUCCCCGUGUGAGGAAGUUAACAAGACAAUAUAGUUUUGAUGAAGACGACCUCCCUCCAGACCUGGCCGAGGCUGUAGGAGCCACAACCACAAAUACCACGACUGCCGCCACUCAAGUCUCAGUGCCGCUGGCGUCCCCCAAGGUCCCGAAAGUCACCUCACCUCAGAAGUCAGAAGGCAAGAGUCCACUGUCCCCGGGGGCCAAGAGCCCCUCUGAUGGAGCAGGCGCCUUCACUUUGGAGCCUGGUGACCUUCUGAUGGAUUUCACAGAAGCGACACCUCUGGCAGAGCCCGCCAGCAACCCCCACUGUGCCCACCCUCGCUGCUCUCCUCCACUCUCUCUCCCCAUGAAGGAAGAGACCACUGGAGUUUGCAUGUAUCCUCCAAUCAAAACGAGGCUGAUAAAAACAUUUCCGGCUGACCCACUGAGCCCGUUUCCUGAUCCUUUUACUACAGGGCCACCGUUUACCGCAGACUUUAGAGACAGUAAAUUACAAUGCUGUCCUGGCCAGUCUUCCCCACUGAUUCCAGCAGCGACCCUGAGGCCUUUGACAGAGACCGUGUCCACAGUGCAGACCAUCUACACCACCCGGAAGCCGGUCUCCCUGGCAGCCAGUGCUGAGACACUCCGGCAGGAACUGGAGAGAGAGAAAAUGAUGAAAAGACUGUUGAUGACUGAACUGUGAAACUCCCCUUUUGUCGCCUGGAAGAUGGCAUGGUGCCUUCUGUCCAUUUCCUUUCUCGGGGCCCUGUGUGCUCACUAGAGCACAGCACACAGUGUGUGCUCUGAUUGCCCAGGUCUCCACGGCUAGCUAGCAGAAGCCCAGUGGGGGCAUAACUUUUGUUGGAGAAGUUAUUUUGUGUCUCCUGAGCAUUAGACAUUUGCUACUGCUCAGUAUAGUGGAGACAGGAUUUGGUAAGUCUAGGAGUAGCCAGAGGGGAAAGCAGAAAUUCCUGCUCUGAAGUAUCUGUGGGCAUCUGUCAGUACCACAGGGGUUAACAGAUGGAAUCUUUGGCUACAAUCUCAACCAUGUGAUUUUGUAUGAUUGACACUUGCACCAAGCUUUGACUGUUUGUUAAAAGGGUCAUUUUUAAUGAGAGAAUAAUUCUUUACUGAUGGCUUUUCUCAUUUACACUGAUAAAUACACAGAUCUUAUAAAGUCCUUUAUUUUUAUUCAGACUUGAGUAGAGGAACUAAAGAAAUGAAGCUCCUUAUCACCACGACAGGAAAGCCCUUCAGCUUAAUCUGAAAUAGAAUGUGUGAACUUUGUUAGAGAAAUAGAAUCUACCAUUGGAUCCCAGGUCAGAAAUUCUAGCUUAUAUUAUUUUAAAUUGUCUUACAAGGUUAAGAGGAUUUGAUAUCAAGAAGAUUCCUUUGGGUUUUCCGGAAAGGAAAAUUGUUUCUCAAGUUGAUCAAUUCAUGUCCUAUUGAUAGAAACCUGACCAGAAGAAACUUUACUCCCUUUUUUAUAUAGUUUCAGAGAUGUGUUUUUAAAUUUUUAUUAUGCAUUUGAACAACUUUGCAGGAAUAAAGGAACCCCCAACCACAAGCUCUCAAAAUGACUCCCCUAGCUUUCUCAGUGAAUAUGCACACGUUUUUACAUAGCUCUGAUCAGUGCAUACAUGCUCUUCAUUCCUCCCUAGCUAACACUUAGCUCCUUAAUAGACAGAGCCUACUCUCACCAACUGAAAUGUCUUUAUAUCCAUGGAACAUGGUUAAUCUCACUUCUCCUCAUUAUUACAUAUUUGAGUUAUAUCCAACUUUUUCACUCUUAUAAAUAGUGCUGCUAUGAAUGUCUUUGUAAAUUAAAAAAAAAUCUGUUCCUUCCUUUGGAUUAUUAUUCUCUUUGGGAAUAUCUCCAAAGAGGGAUUAUAAGGUCAAAGAGCAUGAAGUAUUUUAUAGCUCUUGUUUUAUAUUGCCAGAAUGCUUUCUAGAAAGAGCCAAUCUUUGGGUUGGAAGGACCUUAAAGGUCAUCUAGUUUAACCCCUUACCACCCUGAAUGCUUGAAUCCCCACAACAAUUUAUGAUGCCACCAGCAAUGUAUCAGCAUUUCUAUUUACCAAUAGCUCUGCCAGUGUUCGGUUUUGCCAUUUUAAUUUAUUUUUUGCUAGUUUAAUAUAUGUGUAUAGCUGUUCUUGAGAAGUUUUUUUUUUCAUUAAUUGCUAGCAAGGCUAAGCACUUUUUCAUGGGAUGAUUUACUAGUUGUAUUUCCUUAUGUGUAAACCAUCCAUCCAUUUCUUACGAUGGCUUGCUUGUUAAGUGGAAUUGAUCUCAUACAUUUGUAUCAGAACUGUAUUUUUAUGUUGUUUUGUAUAAUUUGCUCUCCUGUCCCUUUCCUUACAAAUGAAUGGUGCCAAUAAUUUGAUACUAAUGACUAUAAAAAAAAAAGCAAUGCCUCAUUUACUAGCUUUGCUGUAAGUGAGGUAUAUAGCAAAUAUUCAGAUAACCAAGGAGUAACCCUUUAAGUGCUGACUCUUUAAAAUUUUAAUAUUUUUUGAGGGAAAUCUUUCUAAGGUGUAUUACACAAUUGCCUGCCUUAGUAACUAGUAUACUGGAGAGUAUUUAAUCUUUUCUUGGUGAACCAUGAUCAUCAUUAUAAACACAAGUCCUUUUUGUACCUUGGUAUGGUACAGUGAUGUCACCAGGCACUAUCAGGAAGUGCAGGGCUUCGCUUGGCCUUUGAUAGGCUGUGAUGCUCUUUCCAUUCAUGGCUUUUUACUGCUGUCUGCUCUAUCAGUGGAAUUAUCUGGGGCAAUUGUACUUUGGGGAGGCCUUUGCCCCCCACCCCCUUCCCUGGCGCACUCCCCGCUAUACUUGUAAAAUGGCUUUAGCUAGCCUUUCUCUCAUGUUUCCAGCACAAAAUGUGUUCCUGUGGAACAUGGGGCUGUCACCUCCUACCAAUCCAGCAGCCACUUCCCUUUCCACACUGCUUUGUGAGGUGCGUACUUCCCACCUCCUGCUCUGUAAUGGAACCCUCCAGGACAUGUGGAAGGUCUCUUGGGGAGCCAGGAAACAUGUAUUUUGUAUUUCACCGGCGACAGGUUUGCUUUUGCUUCUGAGGAGGGAUGCAUGAACUUCUUGGCUGCUGUUUUCCAGGAGGCUGUGAGUCUCCUGCUUUGUCCUCACUUCCCCCCUGGGUUCACAAAUGUUUCAGAAGUGUGAUAUCACUGAAAGUCUGAGCACAAAUAAGUUGGCUGUUGCUGUAUAUGGAAACCCAGUACCUUUGGCAGCUCACCUCUAAACAGUAAAAUCUUGAGGAUUCCAUUGUUGAAGCUGUUUGUCCUGGUUAUUUACCUUCUUCCAAUGAAUGAUGGGUGCCCAGCAUUGUUAUCUGACUCUGUACUGUGUAGAUUCACAGCGACUAAGGGGAAUUGCACAAUUGCUCCACCAGUUUCAUGUACCUGAACCAAAACAACAACACCAUAAUAUCACAACAACACACAUCUUAGGUUCAAGAGAAAACCUCCUAAACUCAGAUAAUCAUUCCGGAGCUAGGAGUCCAAGCUGUGGCUACAGAUUUCCUGGUGAGGGUGAUGGGUUAUUGCAAGAGUCUGGGCAUCCUCUACCUCAGGGUUUAUGGAUUGUGGACUGCAUAGAAGAUACUCAGGUGUGAAGAGUUUGAAAAGGAAGUCCUUGAGCUUUCAGAAGAUCCCACCAGGAUGUAUUCAGAAUUUGAUAUUCCCCAAAUAGUACAGGGAUAUUUUGAUGUCAUUGUUAUUUUCCUUCACCAUCUCAAAGAUCACAGCUUUUUUAAAUAAUCAAAUAAAAUUCACCAUUUUGAUCAUC
Molecule: messenger RNA, 5777 nt
Organism: Perognathus longimembris pacificus (Pacific pocket mouse)
Lineage: Eukaryota; Metazoa; Chordata; Mammalia; Rodentia; Heteromyidae
Gene: Epb41l4b
Product: erythrocyte membrane protein band 4.1 like 4B
Exons: 26
Coding region: 1-2676 (891 amino acids)
Cellular component (GO): cytoskeleton
Molecular function (GO): cytoskeletal protein binding
Source: RefSeq, a predicted model, not a curated record